CCGUACGGCAGACAGUCCAAUCCAUUUCCACCGUGUCAGUGUUACAAGCAGCGUCCUUCCCCAGGAUUCCUGCAGGAAGUAUCUGACACAAACGUUGCAAGAACAGAAUAUUUUUGUUACAACUUCGCUGGCUACCAAAGCUGCCCCUUAUUUGCAAGAAAGAGAGAUAGAGAGAGAGAGAGAGAGAGCGCCCAGGAACAAACAGACAUCUUCCGGACCAUGUGAAUAGUGAACACCGAGUGAAGUCACCUUCUGCCCAGGGACGGGCAAUUAUUCAGAGAUUCCACAUUGUAAAGAACCCACCAUAUAGAGUGAAGAAUGGGUUUUGCUGAGGAUAAGUUCUUGGAGUACCUGAGACAUAACAUGAUACUUCUGGAGGCUAUAAAUAUCAAUGAGAUGUUAUUCCACCUGUCUGGAUGCCUAACCAAACCUACUGAGGAGAAACUAAAGAGGAUUGUGAAUAACGAAGGUAAUAGCAACACAUUGCUUGAGUUUGUCAAUGACCUGAGGAAGAGAGAUGACUGGGUAAAUCACUUAAUACGCGCUCUGCGAAGAUGCGAGCUCUAUGACCUAGCCCAUCGCUUUCAGGAGAUAUAUAACUCAUAUCGACCCCUUCCUUCUCCUUCCUCUCUUCCAUCCCGUUCCCAUCAACAGCCACCACCCUAUCAACCAGAAGCUUCGCAGCGUAACCUCAGUCUCCCACCUCAGUUACAGCCGAUACCCCCGGUCCCACAACCUGGGCCUUCUCGGAGUCUCAAUCCGAUCCAGACUAGGCAAGAGACAGCACGGAGCCGCCCAUCACCAGACCAGCCACAGGAGUCACCAGUCAUACCUGGGGCAUCUCAUGAGUCCUUUCCACCAUCACAGAGCAGGAUUCCCCUCAGUGACUCCCCAUCCACUCCACUCAGCAGGAAGAUGACAGAAGAUAAUACAGCUAGAGUGCCAGUUCCUGAGACGGAACCUUUUCAGGCUGCACCCCCGGAGGACAGUGAUGAGCCUUUAAGUGGGAUGGCGACUCGGGAAGUGCCGGCUUCCAGAAAUCCUCCUCAGGGUAAUCAUAGUUUGUCACCGAACUUGGCAGACAUUAUUCCGCAACAGACAUCUAGACAAGAGACCUCUGAGGAUUCAUCUGCGGCGCAGGUGACUCCGGCUCAGCAAUCACCUAGUCUUCAUGCAAGUAAUGAGGAAGGGGCUGCGGACUUCGGGGGGCAACCUGCGUAUCACAAGGUGGAUGAUCUCCACAUGCGCAGUCUGCCCCGUCCUUCCACAGACCAUCGCUCGGGAGUGAAUGAACCUAUCACAAGCCCACCGAACAGAGAGCAUUCCGUACAUCAGCCGGUGGCUGGAUCUUCUGGUUUGUCGAGUCCUUCUGGAGAUCAUCGCGUUCAAGCAAAUGAAGCUGGCGCAGCCUCCCAGCACAGGGAACCGUCUCAUCAUCAGCAGGAGACGACAAGCAAUGUGGAUGAUCUCCGCGUGAGCAGUCUGCCCCGUCCUCCCACAGACCAUCGCUCGGGAGUUAAUGAACCUAUCACAAGUCCACCGAGCAGAGAGCAUUCCGUACAUCAGCCGGUGGCUGGAUCUUCUGGUUUGUCGAGACCUUCUGGAGAUCAUCGCGUUCAAGCAAAUGAAGCUGGCGCAGCCUCCCAGCACAGGGAACGGUCUCUUCAUCAGCGGGAGACGACAAGCAAUGUUGUCCCUUUUUCGUCCCAGGACAAUGAUGAGGAUGGUGAGGAAAUGUCUUUAAGCAAACCGGGCGUGCUGCUGUCCACCUGCAGAAUGCGAGAGGUCACUGAAGACGAAAGGCAGGUGUCUGAUUUGCUUUGGUCACCGGAUUUACAGAUUAGUGAUAGUGAUGGUGAAGAGGGAAGCGUUUCAAGAGGUGUCAGCGAUCGGGCCGGGUCUUCGCCUACAUCUAACGCGGAUACAAACACUACAGUAACCACACAGACCGUAACGCUGCAAACCAGCACUCCAAACCACCACAGCACGUGGAGAAAUGCUAGGAAAAGCCCAGAAGAAAACGACUUCACAUACGCUCCACCAGAUGAUAACCUAACACAGCAGCCUGAAGAAAACAGCUUUGAAUUGUCCCAGGACAACAGAAGUCAUAGGAUUCAGUUCAAUGAAGAGCCACCAGUGGACCUUAAUGAAGGAAACAUCUCAAUCCUACGGCACAGACAACCGACUACACCGGAUAACCGCGAGCUGAAUGAACGGAACCAGUAUCAAAAAAUGCCAGACACACCGAUGGGAAAUAAACUUGAAGGCCCAGUUACAAUCACACUAGUUGUUGCUGCUGUUGGUCUUUCGUUUUUCCUAUUGUGGAAGAAGCUUAGAACUUAAAUACAUCAGGGACUGAGGCAAAUACAGUAGGGAGAAAAAGACUGACGCGUUUCUGCUCUUUUCUCUUAUGUCCUAAAGGAUGCUGGGGACUCUGUAAGGACCAUGGGGUAUAGACGGGCUCCGCAGGAGA
This is a messenger RNA of Pseudophryne corroboree (corroboree frog), 2473 nucleotides long. RefSeq names its product mitochondrial antiviral signaling protein (gene MAVS). Bases 319 to 2343 code for a protein of 674 amino acids. The transcript is spliced from 12 exons. The record is from RefSeq and is a predicted model, not a curated record. NCBI's taxonomy places the organism in Eukaryota, Metazoa, Chordata, Amphibia, Anura, Myobatrachidae.